Messenger RNA from Aspergillus versicolor CBS 583.65, 2280 nucleotides. RefSeq names its product DUF5102 domain-containing protein. The record is from RefSeq and is a predicted model, not a curated record. The coding region runs from base 138 to 1832 and encodes 564 amino acids. The transcript has 3 exons. NCBI's taxonomy places the organism in Eukaryota, Fungi, Ascomycota, Eurotiomycetes, Eurotiales, Aspergillaceae.
CUGGAUUCCAUCCAAGCUGCACUCCGCUUCUCCAGCCUCGCUUCGCUUGUGCGUCAUUUUUGUUUUCCGUCCAGUCCGGAGGUGCCGUAUUCACGCCCAUAUGAGCUUAUUUGAAGCAUAGAGCUAAGUCGAUUUCCAUGUCGGAACGCCCCUCUCCUCCGUCCAGCUCGCACUUGGAGCCCCCGAGAAAGAGCGUGGAGCUUGAGGACACAGGGGCCCCUGAUCAUACCUCCGAUAGCGACGAAGAGCAUUUCUCAGAUGCCAGCGAAGGCAACUCACGUUCUCGGUCCCGCCCAGAGUCUCGUGCGUCUCCUGUGCCCCGGACGCGAGUAGAAAAAGUGGACGAUGUCCCUUCACACGGCGAUAUCCCAGGGACCAGUGCCUACGCGAAAAGAGAAUUGGAUGCUGUUCCUGAUGAAGUUGAAGUGAUCUCCCGGAGCAGGAGUCCUUCCACUGCGGGGCAGCGUCGCCGCUCCGUCACCCCAGGGGGUACACGUAUUCCUCAGACCAUGGUGGAAAAGGUUGACCCCGACCAACCAAGCUAUGGUGAUGUUCCUGGUACAGAAGCAUACGAGAAGCGGAAAGCGGACGCUGUGCCCGAUGUUGUAACGAAAACUUCCGAAUCCGCAAGCACCUCUGGAUCUCCUACGGAACCUAACGAAGUCAACACCACGACCAUGCCUGUGCCGGGAACGCUCCUCUCUGAAGUAGACACUUCGCAGGAUGAUGAAACACUACACUCCGGCCCGCAUGCUCAUCGUAGGCGGCCGAGUGAUACUUUGCCGGAUACAACAGAGACCGUAUCUGAUCCUCCCGGUAAGUUUAUCCAGUUCCUUAUCCCCCUUGAGGGCUCAAAAACUCAGGGACGAUUGACCAAUUCAGAUCCCGCCCCUGAAACAAAUAGCUCCCCAGAUCCGGCUCACUCUCCACAACAAUCAACAUUGACGAGGGAGGAACCUACUGAAGCUGGCGGCGGUGAUGACUUCGACGAUUUCGCGGACGGCCAGGAUGACGAUUUUGGGGACUUCGACGACGGUUUUCAAGAACCAGAUGCGCACCUCGCCGAACCUGAACCUGUCUCUAUACAGCCGUCUCAGCAACCGACCCCGCCAUAUGUUCUUCCUUUAAUAGACUUUGACGCCAUUCAAUCCUUUCCCGACCUGCUCACGGCUCUUGACGAACCUCUUGGCCGACUUUUCCCUGAAUCUAAAGCUGCCCUUUCCAACCAAUCCGAACUGGAACCCAUUUCGAACUCUUCCGCCAUCUUCAGCACUGAACGUUCCCUUUCCCUAUGGUCUCAGCUAGUCGCCCCACCCCCGCUCCAGCCCCAGAAUUGGGUCAAGUCCCGGAUCCGCCGUCUAUUCCUCGUCUCCCUUGGCGUCCCCGUAGACUUGGACGAGAUCCUUCCUGCAUCUAAACAGAAGAAGCUCAUCCUCCCAUCCAUCAACAUAGGCGGGCCCAACUCGAACGGUCAGGGUUCACUAUCUCGUUCCCAGAGCCUCGCCAGAAAAGGCUCCCAAAGCGGGCCAAACAGCCCCCGUACUUCAAGCACCGCAACUCGACAGCGGUCAUCCAGACGGCGUGAUCCGUCACCACCAGAGCUCGAUCUCACGUUAGUAAGACGACUCUGCACAACCACCGACGCCGCACUAGAUGGGUUCACCGACGCAGAACUCCAAUCCCAUGUCAAAGAGCUGGAACAGCUCACAUUGCGCGCCUCUACUGUCCUUGAAUUCUGGCUUAAACGCCGAGACGGCCUCGUAAGCGAAAAAGAGGCUUUCGAAGGCGUAAUAGAGAAUCUAGUCAGUCACGCCCGGCGCGUAAGAAAAUAACAGUCAAUGAAAAGUGCGAUGCAUAACGAGCGAAUAUCUGGAGCAUAAUACAAGUGUGAAAUUAUUCGCCGCCCUCCAUCACCUUAGCCCGCUAUAGAUGGCUCUUUUUUUCGUUUUCUUUUCUCUUGGUUUUGUACCUACCUAACUACUUAAUGCCACUCGGACUUCGCGUCACGACCUUUUUCUUCCCUUUCCUAGCAUUUGUUUGCCAAUCAAUAUCAUCUUUUUAAGGGGCGGUUCUUUUUGUGAGCAAGUGGGCUUAUAAGACAGCGGCGCAACAAGUUUGGACUUUGGCUGUUCGCGGUGGUCUCGAGUUGGCAUCGUCGUCUACCAAAUUUGAUGAUACUACAAGCUUCACUUUUUAUUCCUUGUUGUACAGUCUCGAAUAACCCAUAAGUAUGAUUAAUAUGCAACUCUUAUUCAAGGUCACAAAUGCAAGUAAAUACUA